CUUCAAUCCACAGCUCAAAGAUGGCAGGUCGCCAUGGACGGUGAGUCAGUGUCUCUGUUUAUAUGGGCACAUAGAGCAGUCCUACGCUUCUCGCGCCCGCCAAAACCAUCCACAACCUAGUUGAUACUGCUGCAAGGAGCCCUCCCACUUUUCACCAUACUCACCUGCGUAGACACUCACAAUGGCUCUCAUCCGCAUGUACCAGGAGUCGGACAAGGACGCAAUGAUCCAUAUCUUCCGUGAAACCGCCGCGCCAGAUCUACGCAAUGCAGGUGACCCAGUUCUGCAUUAUGCCUCAUUCCUCUGGUGUCGACCCUACCUAAUGCUAGAGCCCGAAAGCUGCUUCGUUCUCGAUGAUGGUAACGGUCUUGCAGUAGGCUACCUGCUCGGUGUCCCCAACACCGCGUCAUUUGUACAAAAGUAUGAGGAGACAUAUAUUCCGUACCUACAAUCACAGGGGUUUGAAAAGCCGGGGCCGGACGAGCAGACUGGCUGGGAUGAAAACCUCCCAAACGCACUGAGACAAAUCAUGUUCAACCCUCGUGCGAUGCUCCACACCCAAUAUCCUCAGCUGAUGGAGCAAUGGCCGGCGCAUAUGCAUAUCGAUAUACUAAACCCAUAUCAAAAGCAAGGCUGGGGUCGGCGUUUGAUCGAGCGGUUUUGUGGUGCGGCUAAAGAGCAAGGCGCAAGAGGUCUUCAUCUGCUUAUGGCAGCAGCGAAUGAAGAUGCCGGGAGAUUUUAUCCUCGCGUAGGAUUUUCUCGUUUCCCCUUUGUGAUCGAUGGCGGUGUCAGCGGCGAGGAGGGCAGAGAUGUUGGAACCAUCUGGUUCGUCAAGUCUCUCUAGGAGAGCCAGAGAGGCCAUGGAUUACAUCCACCUUCAAGUUCCAGCGAUCUGGAAAUAUCUAAUCACGUCACUGGUUACCCUACGAUCUCCAACCUCCCUUGAGAUCGGAGGAAAGCCGCGGCGUGGAACGCGCGUAUCGAGCGCCAAAAGUUUGAUGUAUUUUGCAUCUCAUUCUCGUUCCUGGAUUAUCAAUCAGAUCCCAACCGCGCAACACAUGGCAUGCUUGACUAUCAUCUCACAGAGCCUUUUCUAUGAUCGGAAGUGUCUCAGUUUGGAAAGCCUAAGCCGUUUGGGGUGAUUUCUCGUUCAUUUUGUAAACAUCUUCUGACUUGUAUUAGCAUACAACAAAGAUAAGCGCUAGCCCAUGCUAAGCAGAGAUGCCGACACCCGACACACUCCAGAAGUAUGGAGUAUGGAGUACUCUGCACAAACCAGCACUCGUUCUUCCAUUGGAAACAAGGUCUCUCCCGCGGCUAGCGGAGCCGAUGGCCUCUG
Molecule: messenger RNA, 1339 nt
Organism: Cladophialophora immunda
Lineage: Eukaryota; Fungi; Ascomycota; Eurotiomycetes; Chaetothyriales; Herpotrichiellaceae
Exons: 2
Coding region: 182-844 (220 amino acids)
Biological process (GO): glycoprotein metabolic process
Molecular function (GO): beta-N-acetylglucosaminidase activity; acyltransferase activity, transferring groups other than amino-acyl groups
Source: RefSeq, a predicted model, not a curated record